AUGUCUCUUUGUUAUGGUCCGGACGGCGUAAAAACAGAGGAGCACGUGGACGGGAAGAGCGUCGCCGUAUCCAUAGCAACCCUCGCUCAAACAUCACAACACAGGGCUGUUUCCAUGGCGCCCGCCUCUGGGACCGUAGUAUUUGGGCAGAAACACACUGACCUACAUUCGGUGAAGCAGAGGAAGAGGAGGAGGCAGGACUCUCACGUCUGCAUUCAGCCUGUGAUGGGUUCAACAAGGCGGAAGGACGGAGCUCUGGAGCCCGGGGCCCCGCACUCACCCAGGCCCCAGAACCCAAACCCGGACCGUCUCAGGCCACAGCUGUCACGGCGCAUCAGCAGACGUGCAGCUACACCGCGCCGCACUCGUCCCGUGUGUCGCACCACAUCUGCCGUCAAAGCAGCCCAUAAACCCGACCAGGAGAAGGUCAGAGCGCGGGGGAGAGAGCCGUGCGGAAAACCUGGAAGUCCGAGCGGAGAGGUCCCUGCGGGUACCAGCCGGUCCCGGGCCGUGAAACUGCAGAGCCACAGGUCAAUAUGCAACACGCCAGACCGAUGA
This is a messenger RNA of Knipowitschia caucasica, 558 nucleotides long. NCBI's taxonomy places the organism in Eukaryota, Metazoa, Chordata, Actinopteri, Gobiiformes, Gobiidae. The record is from the annotation of a GenBank genome assembly.